AUGAAGCUCACACUCAACACCGCCUUCCUCCUCACCCUCGCCUCGCUGCUGGUCAUCAGCAUCGACAGUGUAGACGCCGACGUCCCACUCCCCGACUACACUGCCCAUGACUACCCACUCGCCGCAACGUUUUACUGGUUCUCCUCCGUCGAAGUCGGAGUCUGCUACAGCCCUAAAGCUCGCGUCGGUAGCAUCAAAGGAGCACUCCACUGCACCCACCAAGAAAACUACGAUAUUGAAAACAACACCUGGACGCUACCCCAGACUUGCGUCGCUCUCAAGCCUCUUGGUGAACCUCUUUCCAACGCUGUGCGUGACUCGUGCACAAACGCUAAAGGGAGUUUCAACCUCAUCAAGCCUGCUUCUAGCAAUGCUGACGGUAGCCAGGCUUACAACGCUAUCAGCAACAAAGGUGCUGAUGGUGCAGCAUCUGACCCUGGCUCGCAGACUGGCAGUGACGAUGACGAAGGUGACAAGAAGAAGGAUGGUGGCAUGCUCGGCGGGUUAGGUAAGAUGGUUGGGCUCUGA
This is a messenger RNA of Ustilago hordei, 528 nucleotides long. RefSeq lists its product as uncharacterized. The transcript has a single exon. Lineage: Eukaryota; Fungi; Basidiomycota; Ustilaginomycetes; Ustilaginales; Ustilaginaceae. The record is from RefSeq and is a predicted model, not a curated record. The coding region runs from base 1 to 528 and encodes 175 amino acids.